ACGAGAUGCAUGCAGUGAUUGAGGCAGGGAUGAGCAAGGAGGAGGAGGAGGAGGAGAGGUAGCGAGCUAGCAGAGGCUUACAAGGGAUUUCAAGUCAACAUGAAGCUCAGCCCCUCCGUCUGGAAGGAACUGUUGCCAUCCGUUGAGCCACCAGGUCGACGAAGAGAUGCGUCUCAAAGUUCGAGCGAAAGAGCAUGCCAUGAAACUCAAGGGGCUGGGAUGUGCGCAAGGGGACAGAGGACCUCUCGGCGUCGAGGUGAAUGGAUCUCGAUGCUCAGAGAGGAUGGACGAGGAGGACUGUCGGUCUCGAACACCUGGCGGAGGGCUUCGGCAGUGCUUUACUCGCUCGCGAUCAUCGUUGCGUGCCAACCCUGCGGUUGUACAGAGAUGAUGGGAGAUUUCGCGUCUGGAUUUCCCAGAGCUCCCACAUCUGAACGAUGCGUGCAUUCUCAGUAUCCUCCUUCAUACUGGCCUCCAAGUGGCAACAACCAUUUCUCUUUUCAACCCCCUCCUGAGCAAGGUUCGCUGGCCCAUAUCCUGAUGCCGGAGCACCAAAGUUCUUCGACAUCGCCAACAUCACCUUCAGCAUUUCCUCCAGACUUUGAUCCUUCAUUGUACAACAUGCCUCAGUUCCAACAAUUCGGCAUGCCUGGAUGCGAUGAUACACCUGGGAAUGGUUAUGAUUCUUUCGUCCAAGAUAUGAAUGAUCCUGGUUCGCAUAAUCUUCAAGGCAAUUCCAUACCUGAUCUGGGUGAUUUGUUGUGCAUGUUUCACUGGAUCUGCAAUUGGAG
This is a messenger RNA of Guillardia theta CCMP2712, 791 nucleotides long. RefSeq lists its product as hypothetical. The transcript is spliced from 3 exons. The record is from RefSeq and is a predicted model, not a curated record. NCBI's taxonomy places the organism in Eukaryota, Cryptophyceae, Pyrenomonadales, Geminigeraceae. The coding region runs from base 167 to 391 and encodes 74 amino acids.